Messenger RNA from Spinacia oleracea (spinach), 1218 nucleotides. RefSeq lists its product as uncharacterized. Bases 548 to 1051 code for a protein of 167 amino acids. NCBI's taxonomy places the organism in Eukaryota, Viridiplantae, Streptophyta, Magnoliopsida, Caryophyllales, Amaranthaceae. The record is from RefSeq and is a predicted model, not a curated record. The transcript is spliced from 4 exons.
GUUGCAACCCCCUUGUUGCAGCGUACAUGUAAUAAUACGCUUCAACAACCAGUAGGUCAACGCGGGUCAAACUUUAUAAAGGGUUGUUGCAGCGUACAAAUUAAUUGCCCGCAGCAAGAGAGUUUUUUGCAGCGUACAAAAUAAAAGCCCCCUGCAAUAGCCCAUUUAUUUUGCAGCGUACAGAUAAAAGCCCGCUGCAAUAAAAAAAUUUCGCUGCAAAGCUAAUUAAGAAAAACAUUUCGGAUCUCAAACCUAAGGACGCUCAUACUCCCUCUUCUUCCCUCAGCUUUCCCUGCGUACUCUCUCACCUCCUCAUUCUUCUUCUUCUUCAUCUGCUCUCUUUCUCUCUCCUAAAUCCCUUCUUUCUCCGCCUGAACCACCACCUUGAAUUCUGUCGCUGCCCUACCCCCUCCCAUCGUCAUCCCCGCAGUUCCUUCACUCCACCACACUCAAUUUUACAUCUUAUCUUUCGCUUCAAGAAAUUUGAAAGGGGUGACGUAAAAAAUGGGAACCCGAGAAGUGUACGAGGAGAAGCUUCGAACUGGAAAUGUGUAUCACCAUGAUCCCACCAUUAAUCCUGGCCUCGGCACCCCUCGCUGCCCCCGUUGUCUCUUUCUCCUCGACUCCGAUUCUAAAAAUGGUGAAUGGACAAUUACUUCUGUCUUGCACGAUGCUACAGCUGUGGUAUGCUCUCUCUCUUUCUCUUUGCUUAUACCCAGAUAAGCCUUCGAACUCAGCCGCCUUCGAAAUUGAGGAGGUUCCACUUUUCAACAUAAUGAACAAGUUUGACGGGGAGACCAUAACAGAAGUCGUGCGUCCUCAAAUAGCUAGGAUGCGAUAUCGUGUAACUAAACUGCCACCUUACAUUAUUGUGCACAUGCAGCGUUUCACGAAGAACAACUUCUUUGUUGAGAAGAAUCCCACCCUUGGUCUACACUCCGAGGAUUGCGCCUUAUGCGAGGAAUUUGAUGUGGUUCGUGAGCAAUGGGCUAAGUUUUUUACCAACAAGUAUUUAUUAUUGGCUUUAGCGCGCUUGAUCGAGUUGGUUUAGUUGUUAUAGAAUAAAUUUUAUAUUAAAAUGUAUGUUUAUGUUGAAAUUGGAACAUAUAUUUAAAUGUAAUAUGUGCACUUUGGUUUUGGGAUAUAUAGUAUACAAAACUCCAGUUGUUGUUUUUAUAUUUGUUAUACAGGUUGCGUUAUUCUAUUAUUGUUUUGACA